GAAUCAGAUGACUCGGUCUCCGGAGCGGUAGGUGUCAGUGUGGCGGAGCGGCGGAUUCAGAGCCGCAGGAACUGAGCGAGUCCUGCUGAACUCUCAGCUGUUUGGCAGCGGGCUGGAGUUUACGGGCUGGCACAGAGCUGGCACAGGGCUGGCACAGGGCUGGCACCGAGCCGGCAGGACCAACGAUUCAGGAAUCAUCUCCUCCGAGCUUCAGAGAUGCACCAGAUCUCCGUGUCCAUCCCGUCGUUCCGCUCGGAGGACACCGCGGCGGAGCGCGGCUACACGGUGUUUAAGAUUGAGGUUCUGAUGAGUGGCAGGCAGCACAUGGUGGAGAAGCGCUACAGUGAAUUUCAUGCUCUGCAUAAAAUGCUUAAGAAGAUCAUCAAACCUCCUGAGAUUCCAUCAAAACACGUGAGGAACUGGGUCCCAAAAGUUCUGGAGCAGAGGAGGCAUGGCCUAGAGCUUUACCUACAGACUAUAAUCAUGGAAAACGAGAUCCUUCCAAAAAUAUUCCUGGAUUUCCUCAACAUCCGCCACUUCCCAUCGCUGCCAAAGACGGAGAGCUGCGGAUCGUUCGAGACUGAAUCAGAGGAAUCAAGUAAACUGACACAUCAGCCAGCGCUGCUCUUCCAGAGGGACCCCUAUCUGCUUCCUGCCACCAAUGACACAUUUUCAAACAUGGUCAUCGAGGGAGUGAUCCACGGAAUAUUCUACCCGGAUCUUCAGCCGAGGUAGACCCAGACUCGCUCCGGCGCCGGGAACAGCGCCCCCUGUUCAACGGACUAAAAGGGAUUUAUCAUUUCUACUACACUUCCUGUUACAUAUUUUACUAACACUACCUGAUCCUGAUCACACACUCCACACCUGUUCAGCACAUCUGCUUACUUCACUACCAGCUUCUGACAAAGGCCCUCGUCUGAAUAUUACUAAUAUUAGCAUAUCAGCACGUCAUCAUCAUCAGCACAGCAUCAUCAGCACAGCAUCAUCAGCACAGCAUCAUCAGCACAGCAUCAUCAGCGUGGCCACCUGUGAAGAAAACUGACACCGUGACCUCAUCAUAAACUGCAGAAGAUUGUGCUGUGAAGUUUUCCAGGCUCCGUCCUCCAGAUGAAGCAUUAAGAUCACGUAACUCUAAGGAUCUAACUUACAGGGGUUGGACAAUGAAACUGAAACAUCUGUCAUUUUAGCGUGGGAGGUUUCAUGGCUAAUUUAAAGCAGUCUGGUGGCCAAUCUUCAUUAAUUGCACAUUGCACCAGUAAGAGCAGAGUGUGAAGGUUCAAUUAGCAGGGUAAGAGCACAGUUCUGCUCAAAAUAUUGCAAUGCACACAACAUUAUGGGUGACGUAGCAGAGUUCAAAAGAGGACAAAUUGUUGGUGCACGUCUUGUUGGCGCAUCUGUGACCAAGACAGCAAGUCUUUGUGAUGCAUCAAGAGCCACUGUAUCCAGGGUAAUGUCAGCAUACCACCAAAAAGGACCAACCACAUCCAACAGGAUUAACUGUGGACGCUGUAAGAGGAAGCUGUCUGAAAGGGAUGUUCGGGUGCUAACCCGGAUUGUAUCCAAACGACAUAAAACAACAGCUGCCCAAAUCACGACAGAAUUCAAUGUGCACCUCAACUCUCCUGUUUCCACCAGAACUGUCCGUCACCACAAUAAAUUAUUGUGGUCUAAAACCAAGUGUUUCAGUUUCAUUGUCCGACCCCUGUAGCUUUCAUAGCUACCUUGUUUGGUAUGGCCGGUUCAUCCACAGUGUGAAAACCAAUUACAGUAAGUUGAGGCAGGCUAUCAUCACCCAUUAAACAACAACAGAAGAAGAAAAAGUAGAGGUGUUGCGCUGAAAUCUGUCUUUCCUUGUCACGCAUCAGCAGUAUUACAGAUUACAACAGAUUACAGUGCUGGUGAUUCUGUAUCUACUGUAACUGUAGAUUAAUUACAGAGCAGUAUGGGUACAACAGAUUACGGUGCUGGUGAUUCUGUAUCUACUGUAACUGUAGAUUAAUUACAGAGCAGUAUGGGUACAACAGAUUACAGUGCUGGUGAUUCUGUAUCUACUGUAACUGUACGCUCUUGCAUAUCACCAAGAGAAGACAGAUUUCAGCACAACACCCCUUUUUUUCCCUCUUUUAUUGUUGUUUAAAGGGUAAUGAUAGCCUGACUCAUCUUUCAAAACAAGAUAGGUGUAAAAGCGUCCUAAUAGCACAGAAACUGAGGGACUUUAGUGUUUUAGUUUAAUAAUAAGUGAAGUUCUGGCCUUUGCGGUGGGAGGUCUGAGAUAUUUUGAAUGAUUGAUUGAUUGAUUGUUUUAAUCGAUGGCGAGUGUACUGAUAAGGAGUGUUCACUGAGCCUUUAUCGUAAAAUCACUAGCAUUAAUUUAAUAGCAAAGGUUAGUUAAGUAUCAUUAUAACUUACCUCAACUUUAUAAACGUAAUAUAAUCAUCACCAAUCAUGAUGUUUAUGGAAAAAAGGGAAAACUAAUCAUUUAUUAGUGCAUUGUGUACAAAAAUAUGUGUAAAUGAUUUUCAGUUACUGCUGCUAGAAACUGUGAAAGGGAGACAUUUGUCUAAGUGUAUAUUGUGUAGGGCUGGCCUGAAAAGAGAAUUUAUGAAUUUUAUAUUCAAUAUGCAAAUGAUAUUAUAAUAUUAACACUAAUAAUUAAUAUUUAAACUUAAAUAUUUAAUUCUGAUCAACAGUGCAAUCAUAAUAAAUAAGUUUAUAAACUAGGGGGCAGCUAUGUAUUAAUAGUUUUUCCAGUGAUGGCGCGAAUGAACUGAAAUCAGCACCAAGCAUUUCAACUUAUUGUGCAAUAAAUAAAAUAAAAUAAAUUAUUUCUAUGAUUUAAAAUGAUAAUGAUUUAUGAUGCAUUAGAC
Molecule: messenger RNA, 2867 nt
Organism: Astyanax mexicanus (Mexican tetra)
Lineage: Eukaryota; Metazoa; Chordata; Actinopteri; Characiformes; Acestrorhamphidae
Gene: snx24
Product: sorting nexin 24
Exons: 7
Coding region: 217-735 (172 amino acids)
Molecular function (GO): phosphatidylinositol phosphate binding
Source: RefSeq, a predicted model, not a curated record